Molecule: messenger RNA, 577 nt
Organism: Orcinus orca (killer whale)
Lineage: Eukaryota; Metazoa; Chordata; Mammalia; Artiodactyla; Delphinidae
Product: antileukoproteinase-like
Exons: 3
Coding region: 76-357 (93 amino acids)
Biological process (GO): innate immune response; antibacterial humoral response
Cellular component (GO): extracellular region
Molecular function (GO): peptidase inhibitor activity
Source: RefSeq, a predicted model, not a curated record
GCAGGACCACACUCGUAGGAGCAGGUAUAAAGGGUGAAGCCAGCACUGGCUACCACAGCUCCACCUGCCCUCAAGAUGAAGCCUAGCAGCCUUACCGUCUUCCUGGUGAUAUUUGCCUUUGGAUUCCUGACGCCCUGGGUUGUGGAAGGUGGUUUCAAAGAAAGAUGUAAACCUGGAGCCUGCCCCUUCCAACGCCUUGUGAAGUGCAUUGGCUAUGAACCCUCUGAAUGCCGGAAUGACUGGCAGUGUCCACGAAGGCAAAAAUGCUGCUCCAACGCUUGUGGCCGCAAAUGCAUGGAUCCUGUAUUCGCGGAAGACUCAGAGUUAAAUGUGCCAGCGCCAUUUGCAUACAAUUAGCACUUCCUGGUCUGUGUGAUUUGGGGAUUACCUUUUUCCGCCAAGCCUGGAAAAAAAUGAGAGCACCUUGGUGAAGAUGUGGUUUUGUGACCAAUACCUCCUUGGAGGCCAAGAUUUGGCCUGUUUUAUCUAUGUAUCCCCAGCAUCCAACAUGAAGCUUGGCACACGACAGGAGAUGUCUGCUGAUUAGUAAAUAAAUAAAUGUACCAGGUUUUCUCUG